Molecule: messenger RNA, 564 nt
Organism: Quercus lobata
Lineage: Eukaryota; Viridiplantae; Streptophyta; Magnoliopsida; Fagales; Fagaceae
Exons: 1
Coding region: 1-564 (187 amino acids)
Source: RefSeq, a predicted model, not a curated record
AUGGAACUUUUUUCGGAGUUCGUCAAGGACCUUAAUUUGAUUGAUUUGCCUUUGGAGGGAGGGAGCUAUACCUGGUCUAGAGGGUCAGUUCGUCAUUCGAUGUCUAGGAUAGACAGAGUUUUGGUGUCUCAGGAGUGGGAGGAGCAUUAUCCGGAUGUGAUCCAACGAAUUUUACCUCACCCUGUUUCUGACCAUUUCCCUAUUCUAGUGGAGGUGGGGGGAAUGGUGAGGGGGAAAAGUCCGUUUAGGUUUGAGAAUAUGUGGCUCAAGACGGAAGGCUUUAUUGAUAGAGUUGAGUCUUGGUGGAAUCGUCAUUCUUUCUCUGGCACUCCUAGUUUUGUGUUUGCCAAAAAAUUGAAGGCCUUGAAAGGGGACAUCGUUCGGUGGAAUCGUUUGGAGUUUGGUCAUGUUGGUCGCAAAAAGUCUCAAUUAUUAGAGACUUUGAAUUCUUUAGAUGCCAAGGAAGGGGAGUUUGGUCUCUCUGAUGUAGAGUCUUGUGAGAGAGCGGUGGCGAGAUCUGAAGUUGAGAAUCUUCUCUCCUUGGAAGAAAUCUCUUGGAGAUAG